Molecule: messenger RNA, 2154 nt
Organism: Sitophilus oryzae (rice weevil)
Lineage: Eukaryota; Metazoa; Arthropoda; Insecta; Coleoptera; Curculionidae
Product: tyrosine-protein kinase Dnt-like
Exons: 6
Coding region: 201-1841 (546 amino acids)
Biological process (GO): multicellular organism development; positive regulation of kinase activity; cell surface receptor protein tyrosine kinase signaling pathway
Cellular component (GO): signaling receptor complex
Molecular function (GO): protein kinase activity; ATP binding
Source: RefSeq, a predicted model, not a curated record
UGUGUUAUAUUUUAAGUCUAUAGUUGGGGCACAUGUACAGAAGCGGGCGUUGUUUGUUAGUAUAUUCUGUGGUUUGUUGUUCAUCUAUGUUGUUGAUUAUGUAGACACAGAAAGUGAAGAAAGAUAGGAAAUCUCAGUGUUUUAAUUUUCUAAAUAUAUGUACCUAUUUUUCCUAGUUUUUUAAUGUGUGUUGUAGCAUUAUGAAGCAUCUAAAAUCAAUUUUUCUCAUAUUUGUGCAAAUAAUAUACUAUGUAAAGAACUCUAGUGCCUCCUUUAAUUUAUAUUUAAGUCCUCAGGAAAUGCAGAGACAUUUAGGAUUACAAGCCGAACUGUACUACGUUCAAGAUAAUCGCAUAAACGAAUAUGCCCUGAAUUUUACUCUUUUAUUACCUCCAAAAUUAAACACAUUAUAUUUUACAUGGAAAAAUACAGACAGUCAAGAGCUGCCAUAUUCAAUCAGUGUUGAAACAUCGAAUAGAGCUGCUAUACCAUAUCCAAAAUUAAAUAUCUCCUCAUCUGGAUCUGUUCCCACGUCAACUCAAACUUUUGCAGUAUCAGUACCAUGUACUGAGACUAUUGAUGCAGAAGUGCUUAUAUCUAUUAACAUCAACGUAACUUUUCCUGGAAAUAAUGUUACUAAACUUCAUUUGUCAAGAAGGAAAACUUGUAUUAAUGAAAAUUUAAAACCUUAUGCUUCCAAAAAUUCUCUGACAUUCGCUGAUUCGUCUAGUGUAUUUUACAUAGCGGUUUGUUGUGCUGUUCUGCUAAUUUUGGUUCUGGGAGUUUUAAUAACAAUUUAUUAUGUAACUGAUAAAAAGAAUAAAGUGGCAAAAAGUAGUGGCACAGGUCCAGGAACCACUACAACGACGUUUCUAGCAACUUUGCCUAGAAACAGUGUUAAUAUUUCUUCUUAUGCCAGUUUCAGAAGAAUGCCUAGUUAUUCUUUACUAGAUGAAAGAUCAAAAGAUUUACAAGAAAGAAUAACAGACCUUACAGUACAAAGAUGCAGAAUUCGCUUAAGCAGUAUAAUAUUAGAAGGAACAUUUGGAAGAAUAUACCAGGGAUCUUAUACUAAUGAAGAAGGAAAUGAAGAUACUGUUAUAAUAAAAACAGUUGCGGAUCAUGCAAGUCAAAUACAAAUAUCUUUGUUGCUACAAGAGGGGAUGGCAAUGUAUUCAUUAAACCAUAAAAAUAUUUUAAGUAUUCUUAGGGUGUCUAUUGAAGACCAUACUGCUCCAUUUUUACUAUACCCAUUUAACAAUUACAAGAACCUAAAAAUUUUCUUACAGAAAUGUAAAGUAUCAUCUGAAGGUGUGCACCACACACUAACAACUCAAGAAGUAGUGCACAUGGCUCUGCAAAUCAUAAAAGCAAUGCAGUAUUUGCAUAAAAGGCAUUUACUUCAUAAAGACCUGGCUGCUAGAAAUUGUGUUAUAGAUGAUUCGCUGAAUAUUCAAGUUGCUGAUAAUGCUUUAUCAAGAGAUCUUUUUCCAUCAGACUACCAUUGUUUAGGAGAUAAUGAAAAUCGCCCCGUUAAAUGGUUGGCCUUAGAGAGUUUAUUACACAAAACUUUCACGCCUUCAUCAGAUGUUUGGUCGUUUGGGGUUUUGCUAUGGGAGUUGACUACUUUAGCACAACAACCUUACAUCGAAAUAGAUCCUUUUGAAAUGGCAGCUUACUUAAAAGAUGGCUACAGACUAGCUCAGCCUAUUAACUGUCCAGAUGAAUUAUUUGCUGUUAUGGCCUAUUGUUGGGCUAUGAGUCCUGAAGAGAGGCCUACUUUUACACAGCUGCAUGUAUUCUUACAGGAAUUCUUUGCACAAUUAACCAAAUAUGUUUGACAUCCAAUAAAAAUGAGCGCAAAAGUUUUAUUUUGCUACUAGAUUUAUGUUCCUUUGUCUUAAGUGCCAAAGUUGGGAAGAAAUGUUUUGCCAAAUAUGUAAAUUAUUGUUUCUAUGUGGUUUUUUAUUUAUAUGAAGUGUACUUAUCUUUGAUAUGUAUUCGUAUCAAUGUUUAGAUCUCUAUUUAGGAUAAAUAAAUGUCUACCUGAACCAGCCUGAACCUUUGCCUGAAUUUGUAAUUAUUUAAAUUUUAGGGGAUGUCUCUCUUUAUCUGGACUGUAUAUUGGGUUGCCUAAAUAGAAAUAUUUAAAUA